This is a messenger RNA of Eublepharis macularius, 2295 nucleotides long. It is a transcript of the gene NYAP2, whose product is annotated as neuronal tyrosine-phosphorylated phosphoinositide-3-kinase adaptor 2. Lineage: Eukaryota; Metazoa; Chordata; Lepidosauria; Squamata; Eublepharidae. Gene Ontology annotation, biological process: neuron projection morphogenesis; phosphatidylinositol 3-kinase/protein kinase B signal transduction. The record is from RefSeq and is a predicted model, not a curated record. Bases 1 to 2295 code for a protein of 764 amino acids. The transcript has 8 exons.
AUGAUGAGUUCUAAUCAGGAGGAGGUCACUUUGGGCACUUUUCUCCAGUAUAUUGAAGAUAUGGGCAUGAAGGCUUACGAUGGCUUGGUGAUACAGAAUGCGUCCGACAUUGCUCGAGAGAAUGAUCGCAUGAGGAAUGAAACAAACCUGGCUUACUUGAAAGAAAAGAAUGAAAAGCGCCGGAAACAAGAAGAAGCAAUAAAACGCUUAGGUGGUGAAGUGGUGCGAGGAAAUGAAGGAGGCUAUGUUGGCAAACAUUUCCGCAUGGGAUUUAUGACAAUGCCUGCUCCUCAAGACAGGCUACCACACCCUUGUUCUAGUGGCUUUACCGUGAGAUCCCAGUCACUUCAUUCUGUUGGCGGCACGGAUGAUGAAAGCAGCAGCUGCUCUCGCAAGCAACCACCGCCCAAACCCAAACGUGACCCCAAUACCAAGCUUAGCACAUCUUCCGAAACUGUAAAUGCUGGAACAACGAGUAAAAGUGGGAAGUUGCCAGACAGGACUGAAGUGUCAUCUAAACCAAGGCCUCACAGUGAUGAAUACACUAAGAAGAUUCCACCCCCGAAGCCAAAACGGAAUCCAAACACUCAGCUGAGUGCAUCUUUUGAUGAGACGUACAUCAAAAAGCAUGCCCCCACAAAAUCAGCUCUAAGUCGGGAUGCCUCCUUGUCACAGGUCAGCAGUCCUGCUCCCGACACAGAGGAAGAAGAACCUGUUUAUAUCGAAAUGGUUGGGAAUAUAUUAAGAGACUUCAAAAAAGAUGAGGAGGACCAAAGUGAGGCAGUAUAUGAGGAGAUGAAAUACCCCAUCUUUGAUGAUGGAGGGCAAGAUUCAAAAUGUCCAUGUGAGUAUGACCAUCACAGCUGUUCCUCUCAGUGUGCUACUCCCACAGUGCCUGACCUUGAAUCCUCCAAGUCCUCAGUGCCAUCCACUCCCAAGGGAGUGCUUUGUGACAUCCCCCCACCAUUUCCAAAUUUGCUUUCUCAUAGACCUCCACUCCUGGUUUUUCCACCUGCACCAGUGCAAUGCUCUCCAAAUUCUGAUGAAUCUCCUCUAACACCUCUGGAAGUCACAAAGCUUCCUGUGUUAGAAAACGUGUCUUAUAUCAAACAGCAAGCUGGAGCUUCUCCAUCUUCACUGCCACCUCAUACUCCAAGUCAUCAAAAACUGGAGAAAGACCAGUCAAUAUCUCAUGGAACUAGUACUCCAGGGCACUCCUCUUCACCUCCUCAUCCUUCUACCUUAUACAGAACACAGUCUCCACAUGGCUAUCCCAAAAGCCACUCUGCCUCUCCCUCUCCUGUGAGUAUGGGUCGGUCACUUACUCCCUUAAGUCUCAAAAGACCACCUCCUUAUGACUCUGUACAUUCAGGAAGUCUAUCAAGAAGUUCUCCAUCAGUGCCUCAUUCUACAGCCAGAAACAUAUUGCAAGAAGGGGGGAAAAUGGUAAACACCUCUGUCAACACCUACGGGUCAUCAUCACAGAGUGGUUCACGUUCUAGAACACCUACCAGUCCUCUAGAGGAAUUAACUAGCCUUUUUACCUCAGGACGAAGUUUACUGAGGAAAUCCUCCAGUGGAAGAAGAUCUAAAGAGCCUGCAGAGAAACCAUUAGAUGAACUGAAGAUCAGGAGCCACAGCACCGAACCACUACCAAAGCUGGAAAACAAAGAGAGAGGAGUUCACUAUGGGACAUCUUCCUCCAGAGAGCCAGUAAAAGCUCAGGAAUGGGAUGGGACACCAGGACCACCAGUUGUGUCCAGUAGACUUGGACGGUCUUCAGUUAGUCCAACAAUGCUGGCGGGAAAUAACAGCUCGGUACUACUCCUGUGCUGGUCCCAGAACAUCAGAGACAAAAUAGAACCUAAAGCGAGCUGCCGAUUGGGACGAUCAGCAUCCACAUCAGGUGUGCCUCCUCCCUCUGUUACUCCUCUCAGGCAAGCCAGUGACCUGCAACCAAGCCAGAACCAACCCUACUGCACACCCAAUAGGAGAGGAAAGAAACCUACAAGAACCAGGAGAGAACAACCAAUUCCACAGCCUAGUAAUGUAUACAAUUACAGUAAAGUUACAUGUAUGCAGUGGUUGCAUGGAGACCAUACAAUGCUGGAAAUGAUUGAGAAAAAACGUUGCCUGUGCAAGGAAAUCAAGGCUCGGCAGAAAACAGAGAAAGGUCUUUGCAAACAGGACAGCAUGCCGAUAUUGCCAAGCUGGAAGAAGAACACAGGGACCAAGAAAUAUAGUCCCCCUCCAUAUUCUAAACAACAAACUGUUUUCUGGGAUACUGCAAUAUGA